UGUGUGGCCCUGCUUAUCUGCACUGCAAACUCCAUCCCUCUACAGCCACCAUGAACACACCCGACACAAAGCCCAUAUCCAAGACAGAGCUAUGGAUGUGGAACUCACGUAGCCUGUCCAUCACAGAGUCAGUGGAGGAGGAGACCAAGGUCCACCGGGCAGUCAGUGUGUUCCAGCUCUACGUCCAGCCCUGGCUGGCCGAGCUGGUGGGCUCAACACUUUUCAUCUUCACCGGCUGCAUGUCUGUCAUAGAGAAUCCACUGGACACUGGGAGCCUGCAGCCUGCUCUAGCACACGGCCUGGCCUUGGGCAUUGUCAUUGCGUUGUUUGGAGAGAUCAGUGGAGGCCACUUCAACCCUGCUGUGUCUGUGUCUGUCUGCCUCAUUGGGGGUCUCAAUGUCAUCCUGCUGUUGCCUUAUAUAACAGCACAACUAUGUGGAGGACUCAUCGGAGCAAGUCUGGCCAAAGUUAUUUCUCCUCCCAGCAAUUACUUUAACACAUCCGGUGGUGCGUUUAACACAGUGAAAGACAGAGAUCAGGUCGGUCCCGCUAUUGUAGCUGAGGUGGUGAUGACGCUGUUCCUGACCAUGUCGGUGUGUAUGGGGGCAGUGAACGGCAAGACACGUACCUUACUGGCCCCAUUCUGCAUUGGACUGACCAUUACAGCUGAUGUCCUAGCAGGAGGAGCGAUCUCUGGAGCCUGUAUGAACCCGGCCCGUGCAUUUGGGCCAGCAGCAGUGGCUCAUUACUGGACCUAUCACUGGAUCUACUGGGUUGGGCCAAUGGCUGGAGCACUGCUCACUGGAACUCUCAUUAGAUUGAUGCUUGGUGAUGAGAAGAUUAGACUGCUGCUGAAGUGACCUGCUGAUGAUGGAGAGGUCAAAGAGUAAAACUUAAUAUGUGAAUAGUAUUGGCAUUUUAUCAUUGCCAAAUGGUCAAUCAUUCAUUUCAGUUUUUUAUAUAUUCUCAUGACUGUUGCAGAAUGUAUUGUGUAACAGUGACAUACAGCACCUGUCAAAAUUUUAUUGUUUAAAAUUUAUCAUCAACAAUAUAAAUUUCAUUUCAUUUCAAUAUAAUUUUUUUACGUCAUGUAAUCUUUUAGAACGCUUAAAGAAAAUAUUACAAUACACAGAGCAAAACAAAAACUUAUCAAAGCAGUGUAAAAGAAAAUUAAUAGAUGAAGAUUCAACAAAGUAGCCACCCUUUGCUGUAACAGCUUUGCAAAGGCUGGCCUAUUGUUCUUCUGUAGUCCGUUGCACAAGUCUGAGGUCUUUUCAGCUUUUCAUCUUGCUGAAGAUUGAGGGAUUACCCAGCAAUUUGAAAUCCUGAUGGAACUGCCUCUGAAGUCUGCUAUUAUUGCAAUGUUGGUUGAGGUUUCAUGGAUUUA
Messenger RNA from Colossoma macropomum (tambaqui), 1387 nucleotides. RefSeq names its product aquaporin-8-like. Gene Ontology annotation, biological process: transmembrane transport. The record is from RefSeq and is a predicted model, not a curated record. The transcript is spliced from 5 exons. Gene Ontology annotation, cellular component: plasma membrane. Bases 51 to 860 code for a protein of 269 amino acids. Gene Ontology annotation, molecular function: water channel activity. Lineage: Eukaryota; Metazoa; Chordata; Actinopteri; Characiformes; Serrasalmidae.